AUGGUCGGCAAUGUCGCCAACUACUCCGUUUCUAACUGGUCUAGUGACAUCCAGCUCGCCUCCUCGAAGGGUAUUGACGCCUUCGCUCUCAACGUCGGGUCGUUGGAUUGGGAGCCUGCCCAGGUUGCAAAUGCAUAUUCUGCUGCUGAAGCCUUCGGCACCGGAUUCAAGCUUUUCGUAUCUCUUGACAUGAGCUCACUUACGUGUACCACUGCGGCCGACGGUACUAUCGUCCAGCAGUAUGUCGGAAACUACAGCUCCCACCCGAACCAGCUCAUGGUUUCCGGAAACCCUAUGAUUUCUACGUUCUCUGGCGAGUCCUGUACAUUCGGUGCGAGUAGCGUCAAUGAUGGCUGGACGCAAGUGCUCAAGAGUGGCUCCAUCCCUACUCCUUACUUUAUCCCUUCGUUCUUUGUUGAUCCCAGCACCUUUUCAACAUACACUGUGAUGGACGGAGCUUUCAACUGGAACGGCGGCUGGCCUUCAGGCGACACUAACAUCACUUUCGACUCUGACAACAGCUAUAUCUCGGGCCUCAGCGGCAAAGACUACAUGGCCGCUGUUUCCCCAUGGUUCUUCACCCACUACGGACCAGACUCGUUCAACAAGAACUGGAUUUACCGAUUUGACGACUGGCUUCUGUCGGCUCGUUGGGAACUGCUCAUUGCCAACAGAGACAGCAUUGCUUUUGCUGAGAUCAUUACUUGGAAUGACUACGGCGAGUCUCACUACAUUGGCCCUAUUGAAGGUGUUCUUCCUCAGUCCGGAUCCUGGACUUGGGGCUUCGACCACCAAGGUUGGCUGGAUUUGAUCACGUACUAUAUCCAAGCCUUCAAGACCGGUUCUUAUCCCACCGUCAGCGCGGACAGGUUAUUCUUGUGGGGAAGGCUGUACCCCGAGGCUGCAUCUUGCCCCAAUGACCCCGUCGGCCUCCCUCAGGACGCAGAUUGGACUCAAGACUAUCUCUGGGCUGUAGCUUUGCUUACCUCUACAGCUGAUGUCACGUUGUCUUGUGGUUCUACGACCCAGACGUUCACAUCAUUGCCUGCUGGAGCCAACAAGCUGCAGUUGCCGUUCACAACCGACUGCAGCGUUUCUGGAACGAUUGCACGGAACGGCGUGAACUCGGUUGACUUCACGCCCGCUGGGUUCGACUUCCAGACUGACCCUACCUUGUACAACUUCAACGCCUUCGUUGCCGCGUCGCCUUCAUCUUAA
Messenger RNA from Serpula lacrymans var. lacrymans S7.9, 1218 nucleotides. Its product is annotated as glycoside hydrolase family 71 protein. Gene Ontology annotation, molecular function: glucan endo-1,3-alpha-glucosidase activity. Lineage: Eukaryota; Fungi; Basidiomycota; Agaricomycetes; Boletales; Serpulaceae. The transcript is spliced from 6 exons. The coding region runs from base 1 to 1218 and encodes 405 amino acids. The record is from RefSeq and is a predicted model, not a curated record.